AUGCUGCCCACCCUGACGCAAAGGCCAGGCCAGGUGAAAGUGACCAUGAACCUAGAAGAUGGCCAAACUUGCGCAGACGCUAUGCGCGCCUUUUCCGAUGCCGACAUCUUUGACGUCCAAGUCUAUGUCUUCGAUCGGGACGGCAGGCAUGAUGGUAAACAGUCUAUACACAUUCGUCUGACUUCACCCUUCGACACUCUUCGGAUGGUCGGCAGCUGCCCUCACGCAGCCAAAUUCGAAUUGAAUAUCAUUGGCAGGGAUAACAGAAUGAGAAGGGGUUGGAAUUUCCUCGGGUGUUCCGAUCAGGACAACGUCGAGAGACUUCUAGGCAAGACUCAAGGCGGCUCGAAUGAGGCACAUGGCAGCGAGACUCUGGACGGCUCGAACGAAGUCAUGGGCAAUGACAUUCUCUCCAUAUCCGAUGAAACGAGGGUUAAAGCAGACGACGGCGGGUUCGAGAGUCCCGACCUAUACUCAAUCCCUGCCUUUGGACAAGGCGAGAACACAAAGAACAACAGAGCCUAG
Molecule: messenger RNA, 525 nt
Organism: Pestalotiopsis fici W106-1
Lineage: Eukaryota; Fungi; Ascomycota; Sordariomycetes; Amphisphaeriales; Sporocadaceae
Exons: 1
Coding region: 1-525 (174 amino acids)
Source: RefSeq, a predicted model, not a curated record